CAUUCAAAAUGGCGGCAACAGCGAGACAUGAACGAGAAAUGAGACAAAAAUGUCAGAAAAACUUCGACAAAACGAAAGACCCCGUUGAAAAGCUUCGGCUUGCUUGUUUAUCGAGAGGUUCAUCGGGUAUUAAAGGCCUUGGAAGGGUUUUCCGAAUUAUGGAUGACGAUGGUAAUAGGAAACUUGACUUUCAAGAGUUUAAGAAAGGACUGAAGGAUUAUGGACUCAUUCUAGAACCAAAGGAGGUAAAGAACAUAUUUUGUGCRUUUGACAAAGAUGGCAGUGGAACAAUAGACUUCGAUGAGUUUCUCAUUUCACUUCGACCACCAAUGAGCAAAGCAAGAAAAAGGGUCAUUGACGAAGCUUUCAAUAAACUGGAUAAAACAGGAGACGGACAAAUUACAAUAGACGACUUAAAAGGGGUUUACAAUGUCAAACACCAUCCAAAAUACAUCAAUGGUGAAUGGACUGAAGAACAGGUUUUCCGAAAAUUUUUAGACAGUUUCGAUUCGCCWGAUGACAAAGACGGAACUGUAACCUUGGAUGAGUUUCUCAAUUAUUAUUCAGGCGUUAGUGCAUCAAUAGACAGCGAUGCAUAUUUUGAUCUCAUGAUGAGAAACGCCUACAAACUCAACGGUGGAGACAGAAGAAUGCAUACGAUACUAUCUUGGACACCAAACACACUAACCAAUCACCAGAGACUUGGACUGACACCACGACUGCACAUGCGCUGUGGAUUUAAACUUGCGAGGCAAUCAAGAAUAUUUUACUAUGGCAGCGCGCCAAGCAUUAUCAUGRCUAGUAAAACAAGCCAUCCGAUUGAGAAAGUAAGAGCAGCAUGCGCCAGAAGAGGUGCAAGUGGGAUCAAAGGAUUGGGCAGAACGUUCAAGAUAUUUGAUGAUGACAGAAGCCGAAGCUUGAAUAUUAGUGAAUUUGAAAAGGGUCUUCAAAACUAUGGGAUUGAACUYUCAAAGGAGGAAAUACGACAACUAUUUGAUGAGUUUGACACAGAUGGAAGUGGAACCCUAAAUUUUGAUGAAUUUCUUAACCACGUCAGGCCACCAAUGAGUGAAACCCGAAUAAACUUGAUCAAAAAAGCAUUUCAAAAGAUUGACAAGACAGGGGAUGGUACCAUCACUGUUGAAGAUCUGACAAAUGUUUAUAAAGUGGAACACCAUCCAAAGUACAAAAGUGGUGAAUAUACAAAAAAAGAAUGCCUUCAAGAGUUUCUUAAUAGCUUCCAACCUGGCGACGAUAAGGAUGAGAAGGUUACCUGGAAAGAGUUCCUGAACUACUAUGCUGGUGUCAGUGCAAGCAUCGAUGAAGAUGUCUACUUCGACUUGAUGAUGAGACAAGCAUGGAAGAUCUGAAAUAAAUUCUUUUAAUGACAUUUUUAAAUUUUCAACUUUUAAAAUGUUAGUGACCUGAGUAUCAGGCUCUCGGGGGAGGCCUGAUACUCAGGUUAAAAUGUUAGUGACUGUAUAAUUAUUGUAUGUGCAUCUAUAAAGAUGCUUGUCAAGGUGUAGUUCACCAUGUUCAAGUAUCCACAUAUAUGAUGGAAGUUGUAGUAUUGUAGAUAUCAAUAUAGUUAAUAACAAUGUUCAAAUUGAUAAUUAAUACCAAAAAAAAAAUCAAUUAAGCUGCCAUAAGCUUCCAUAACACUUCAAAUUAAUUCAUUUAGUAUUUAAUUUAGUAAUAACUGUUUCUACAUGUAGUUAGAAACUUUAGAUAAGUAAUCAUUUUGCACUUUUAAUUUUAGGAAUUUUACAUAUUUAAUAAUUKGACCUAGAAUGUAUUUAAAUAAUGCAAUACUAGUAUUUACAUUAUAUUUAAUGUAGUUUUUCACAGGGCAAAAUGUAUCAUUAAAAUUUAUGAAU
Exaiptasia diaphana is the source of this 1877-nucleotide messenger RNA. RefSeq names its product calcyphosin. Bases 9 to 1370 code for a protein of 453 amino acids. The record is from RefSeq and is a predicted model, not a curated record. Gene Ontology annotation, molecular function: calcium ion binding. Lineage: Eukaryota; Metazoa; Cnidaria; Anthozoa; Actiniaria; Aiptasiidae. The transcript has 13 exons.